This is a messenger RNA of Gongylonema pulchrum, 795 nucleotides long. The record is from the annotation of a GenBank genome assembly. NCBI's taxonomy places the organism in Eukaryota, Metazoa, Nematoda, Chromadorea, Rhabditida, Gongylonematidae.
AUGCGGCAAAGCCUGCCAAACAAAUUACUUUCACCCGCUUGUGCUGCUCGUGUUGCUGUGCACACACUGUAUCAAAUUAAACAAAUCCAUGAAAUUGGCUACAUUCUGAGGGAUUUGAAAAUUGGCGACAUGUUACUUGGUUUAAGCGGUAAAGAAACAAAAAUGAUAUUUCUUGUGGAUUUUGGAAUGUGUCGGACAUAUAUCAAAAGGGAAACUAACGGAUCGCUCACGAUACGGCCACCACGCGAAAAAGCAUUCGUACGAGGAAUUUUGAGGUACUGUUCUCCACGUGUGCACAGAAGGCAAGAUGUUUGCCGUGCCGAUGAUCUGUGGUCGCUGGUUUACAUUCUCGUCGACCUGACUACUGGUCUUCCGUGGCGAGACAAAAAAGCUGAGAAAGUCGUUGCUGAUUUGAAAGAGAAGGCCAACGAUAAGGAGUUGUUUGAUAACUGUCCACAAGAAUGGCUCAAGAUAAUGGAGCAUAUCAGAUCACUGAAAUUCGAGUCACGUCCUGACUACAAGUUGGUCUACAAGUGCCUGCAAGAAACGCUGGUUCGAUUUCAGGCAUCCUAUUCGGAUCCAUGGGAUUGGGAUCUUGUGGGCAAUAAUGUGAUCGUAGAAGAAGAAGAAGAGGAAUCCGAUUCGUCGUCAUCAUCAUCAAAAAAGAUUAAGAAAGAAACGAAAACAGAUGUAAAGGAAUUGAGGCCAGAGAGUGAUCAGGAUGAAGAACGUCCUAUUCAGGAAAACCGGGUUUUUAUCAUUGAGAGCCAAAUUGUUAGGCUUAAUUUGGGUUAG